Conger conger (European conger) is the source of this 2632-nucleotide messenger RNA. RefSeq names its product secretin receptor (gene sctr). Gene Ontology annotation, biological process: adenylate cyclase-modulating G protein-coupled receptor signaling pathway; cell surface receptor signaling pathway. The coding region runs from base 426 to 1724 and encodes 432 amino acids. Gene Ontology annotation, cellular component: plasma membrane. Lineage: Eukaryota; Metazoa; Chordata; Actinopteri; Anguilliformes; Congridae. The transcript has 13 exons. The record is from RefSeq and is a predicted model, not a curated record. Gene Ontology annotation, molecular function: G protein-coupled peptide receptor activity; secretin receptor activity; vasoactive intestinal polypeptide receptor activity.
UGGUUUAUUUGGCAUGAGCAGAUCGCACAAUUCAGGCUGUUGGAUAAUUAUUUCAUCAUUAGUCUAUAUGUUUAAAUAAACUUUUUGGAGCACAUCGUCACAGUUAUCCAAAUUGGAAUUUCAGUUAUCAGCUGGAACAUUCACCAAGCGAAACGAUGGACAGGUAUCAAUACGCUCGACACGGAAUAGCCGGUUCUUGAACUUAUUCACUCAUGACAAGCUUUUUUCAUGUUUGUUGAAGAAUGUCGUAUUACGCACUGAAACGCUUAUGUUAUCUGAGGGCUUUAGAGACCUGCCAUGGGCUAAUACUGAACGCGCGCAUGGAUCAAUGCAAGUUGGCAACUUCAGACUAAAUGUUUUCCAAUAAACAUUGUGGAUGGAUUUAAAAAAAUAAGGUAGUCUAAUCAAUCAGGAUAACUGCCAAAAUGAGGGAGCUUGUUCUUCUUACUCUUUUUCUUGAAGUUUACGCACAGGGCAUUCCCCCAGAAUGUGAACCUCAUACCAUUCUGGUCAGACAAGAGGAAAGCUGUUACGCCAAGCUGCAGAAAUAUAACUUGUCUAAACCUGGAUAUACUCAAGCAGGAUGCAGAGGCAUGUGGGACGAGCUGAACUGCUGGCCUCACGCCCUGAUUGGAGAGAUGGUGUCCCAGCCCUGUCCCAAAUUCCUCAGAAGCAAAGGGAAGGUGUUCCGGAAUUGCACGGCUAAGGGCUGGACAGAUGCCUUCCCACCCCAUGUCAUUGCCUGUGGGUACGCCUUCAACGACUCCCUCGUAGACAUGCCUCAAUCCCACAAGUACUUCCUGUAUGUGAAGACCAUGUACACGGUGGGCUACGCUGUCUCCCUCGUGUGCCUGGCUGCUGCUAUCUUCAUACUCUGUCUGUUCAGAAAACUGCACUGCAUGAGGAACUACAUCCACAUCCAGUUAUUUCUGUCCUUCAUCCUGCGGGCAGCCUUCAUCUUCAUCAGGGACUCUGUGCUCUUUUCCAACGAGGACUUAUACCACUGCGACUCAUUCCCGGUAGGCUGCAAGCUGGUGGUGAUGUCCUCACAUUACUGCAUCAUGGCGAACUACAGCUGGCUGCUAGUCGAGGGCCAUUACCUGCACACACUGGUCCGCAUCUCCUUCUUCUCUGAGAAGAAGUUCUUCUGGUGGUACAUCGUGUUGGGCUGGGGUUUGCCUAUGAUUGUUAUCGUGGGUUGGGGCAUGGCCAAAUAUUUUCAUGAAGAUGAAGGGUGUUGGGAGAUGACAAAUCACUAUUGGAUCUGGUGGAUUCUCAGAGUUCCUGUCCUGCUCUUCAUCAUUAUUAACUUGAUGUUUUUUCUGAGUAUUUUAAGAAUCCUGGUGGGAAAAUUAAGGACAUCAGAUGAGCAUGCCAGUGAUUUUAACCAAUACAAGAGGCUUGCAAAGUCCACCUUCCUCCUAGUCGCUCUCUUCGGCUUGCAGUAUGUCCUCUUCGCUUUCGUCCCAUUCAGCCAAAUAUGGAACUCUGUGGAGGUGGCUCUCUCCUCCGUUCAGGGCUUUGUUGUUGCAGUUCUGUACUGUUUUCUCAACGGGGAGGUGCAGUACGAGUUCCAGAGAAAAUGGCAGCAGUGGAGGCUGAAGCAGCACCUGCACGGGGAGCCCAGACCACACCACGGCUCCAUCAGCCACAGCGGCCUGGCCCUCACCCAUGUGUCCCUGCUCCACCGGGGCUCCACCACCCAGCAAGCCAGCCAGGUGUAACCAUGACAACGCCCAAGGCCGUGGUCCCACCCACCUGCUCCCUGUCCGGACUGCUUUUACUCUGACAGAGCUCAGAAUCUGCUACACCCAGAGACUCAAGGAUCUCUAUCUGAGAAACCUUUAUCUCCCGUAUAGCUCAAAACUAAUGCUGGCUCCCAGCACUGUGUCUGUGUGGGAACGGCAUAUGUGCCAGAGGCUCCAGGAGCCAGCAUAUAUACCACAAACAUCUUCUGUUCAAUCUUUCACUUUAGAGGGCCCAUAGCGCUAGAUGCUGCUUGACACUCUUGGAUCUUGUUCCUGGGAUCAAACCACAAUCUCUGAGCCUAUGCGCACAGGUAGAUUUAGAGGGAGUUGUAUAAAACCCAUGAAGAUUUUGAGAUCUAUGCUGUUUUUAAGGGGAUGAGGUUGCCCCCAGAUAGUGCAGCAUCACAGGAAGGAAACUGGACAGAGGCACAUUGUCAAUCCAUCUUUAGGACCAGGUUCUUAGAACUUAGAACUGGAGCCAGCACCACCGAAUUUAAAUGCAUUUUGUCCCAAAUGUUCUCCUGACCUUUCAGUAAGUGAAUCUUGUAAACUGGCCCAGCUGACUGUGGAUAUGUGUUACUGGCUUACAAUCCUUCACAUUGCCAACUGUUCCACUUAAUCUAUUAUCAGAAAAUGCCACAAUUCUUUAAUUGGCAUCACUUGGAAAGGCAGGGAGAAGCCUGUCAGUUGAUGGAAGUGACAAUCUGUGUGAAUAUCUGGGUUAAUACACAAACUUCACUCUGCUGCACUGUUAUAAUUUGCUCGAUUUUUAUUUUGCCAUAUCUCUGUCGUUCUCUCAACUAAAUGUAAAUGUAAUGUCAUUUUCACUGACCCAUUACUGAAUAAUCCAGAGAAAUGCUGAAUAACCUGGUGACUUCAGUACU